This is a messenger RNA of Lachancea meyersii CBS 8951, 1383 nucleotides long. The record is from the annotation of a GenBank genome assembly. Lineage: Eukaryota; Fungi; Ascomycota; Saccharomycetes; Saccharomycetales; Saccharomycetaceae.
AUGGGACUACCUGAGACUUUCAAGAACAACGAUAAAGAUACAUUUGGUGCGUACACCGCCAGUUCGAGAUGGCCCACGAUCGUAGCCAACGCGAUCGACGAUCUCGAAGCAGAAUUAAGCACUUUGGAAGCCGAUUCUCAACGUUUCAAAGCCGGGAAAGACAUUCAAGCGCAAUUGAGCCUGUUGAAGCAAGAAAUUGCAACCGAUAAGCCUAUUAGACCCUUUACAGCAGAGGAAAUCCAAGUCGCGCAAGUUCCAGGGUCUUUCAAUGACGUUAUCACUUCUACCCCGCAAACGUGGCAAACCGGUGGUUGGUUGUUCUGCGAAGUGUAUCUUUACCGCCGCAUCAAUGUGCUAUUCCGUAAUUGCAAUUCUUGGGCUCAAUUCGAUAUUUUCAACCGCCUCAAACAGUCUACUUUUCAGAACUCUAUGAUCGGCGUCGUGGAGCUAGCUACCCGCUAUCGUAAGCUAGAAUCUCAGCUACAGGAUGCAAACCCACAGGCUCUCGAAAUUUUGUUCAAGGAAUUCAUUGAAAUAUCGCUGUGGGGUAACGCCACAGAUUUGUCCCUUUUGACCAACGCAACUCUCGAGGAUAUCAAAUCUCUGCAAGGUGAAGAGGCCAGAAAGGCUUCUGAAUCCAAAAUCUUGAUCAAUGACACUUCAAAGGCUUGGGACCAGUUGACGUCUUCCAAGAGCAAGCAGGUCGAUUUUGUUCUCGACAACUCUGGAUUCGAGGUCUACGCAGACUUGAUGUUGGCGCUUUUCCUCCUAGAUACCGGUAUCGCCACCAAAUGUGUGUUUCACGCUAAGGAUAUCCCCUACAUGGUGAGCGAUUGUAUGAUCAAGGACUUUGAAGUAUUAGUGGAAGACAUGAACUCUGCUGAUUUCUUCGAUUUGACUCAAUUGAAAGACGAGGCUCAAAACGGCCGCGAGUCUCUCGAUUUUCUCGUAAGGACACUCAAACAACAUGUUGCUUCAGGUCAGCUAACGUUCACAGAAACCCCCUUCUGGACUCUAGAUCUGGACUACACUCACAUUGAUCCAUCCGAGACCAAGUAUGGCGGUGCCCAAGUCCACAAAGACCUUUUACAAAGCGAUUUGGUGAUUUUUAAAGGCGAUUUGAACUACCGUAAACUGACUGGUGACAGAAAAUGGCCUCGUACUACAAAGUGGGAGACUGCCAUUGGCUCAUUGGCAUCUACUGGUCUCAAGACUUUGAGUUUGAGGACAUGUAAGGCCGACGUCAUUGUUGGACUUGCCCCAGGCGUUGACGAAAAGCUAUGCUCCGUUUGGGAGUCAGAGAAAAAGACUGAGCCUGGAUCCUGGUGGUCGUCAAGCGGUAAAUACGCCGUUAUUUGUUACUGCGAUGGCCAUCAGUACUAG